GCCGGUCCUGAAAUUUUGGAAGUCCGAAAAAGGGGCGCUUCACAUAUAUGACAUAAAGGAAAGUACCUGAAAUAAAAUUUAAUUUAGAUUUGCAUUUACAUCAAUUAAUAUUCAAAUCGUCUUAUGGGGGCCCUAGGCGGCCGCCUAGUCUGCCUAGGCCCAGGGACGGCCCUGCCGUUAAUCGUUAUGAAGCAAUGCUUUGUUUGUCAAACAAAUUACUCAAUUAUUAAGAAUAUUUCACUCCUGAAAAUAUAUUAUACAAUAUGUCAGUUUUUAUUUCGUGUCAGCAUAUAUCUUCUGCACGAAAAGCAUUUAUCGAAGAUACAUAUGUUUAUCGAGAGUCUUAUAAGCGUUAAAUACUUUCCAGACAUUUAAUUAAGUAGCUGAUCGUUCAGAACAUCGCGAUCCAAUUUUUCUUUCAUUUUUAAUAGUUUCCAGUUUCAAAACGUAAAGACAUCGAGUAAAUAGAGAGAAAACGGUGACCCGGAAAUAUUAUUUAAAACUUCGCUGAAAGCUCGCGAUAUAAAAAUUCCCAUAAUUUACAUGUAAUUUAAACGCAAACGUUUAUUGUAAAGAAAUGAAAAUAUUGUGGCUAUUACUUUUCGUGACAUGGAUGAUGAUAACGAUGGAAACUGACGAAAUAUUUGCUAAGGAACAAAAAGGUAUCUUGAAGGAACUUUCGAACGCUAUAUCGAACAAAGUCGAUCGAUCUAACAGAGAGAAACAAAUAAACAAAGGAUUUGAAUGGAUACUUCAAUGUGUAAACGUACUAGGACAAGUGGACAAUUUCAUUUCCGACAGAACGAAGAACAUCGUUCACAAAUUACACAUAAUUUAUAACGACAAUAAUGAAGAUACGUACAGAAAUCUGAAUUAAUUGAAAUGAUAUUUGUUGAAAUUAAAAAUAAGUUUUUAUAAAAAAAAGAAUGUUACUGCGAUACCUUAUUGUUAUACUACAUUUUACAAUGAAUUCACUAAGAAAUAAAACAUCUUUUUAAAAUCAAAAAA
Osmia bicornis bicornis is the source of this 1008-nucleotide messenger RNA. RefSeq lists its product as uncharacterized. Lineage: Eukaryota; Metazoa; Arthropoda; Insecta; Hymenoptera; Megachilidae. The transcript is spliced from 2 exons. The record is from RefSeq and is a predicted model, not a curated record. The coding region runs from base 578 to 877 and encodes 99 amino acids.